Molecule: messenger RNA, 295 nt
Organism: Gryllus bimaculatus (two-spotted cricket)
Lineage: Eukaryota; Metazoa; Arthropoda; Insecta; Orthoptera; Gryllidae
Source: the annotation of a GenBank genome assembly
AUGAAUAAAAUCUUAACUCUUAUGAAAAGUUCUGGAAAGAUUUUCACUGCUGCCGUGGAUAUGAAUGAUACUUUGUCGAUGGACCACGACACAUCAGUCCUAAAAGGUAUUCCCGACGAACCGUUCGCGCCUGCGUUGAGUGGCCUGACCAGUCUCCAGCAAGACAGGCAUCGACCAGUCGCUUCACCCGAGAUGGCCCCCACAUCUCGGGUCGAAGGUCUGGAAAUACCGUGGCAUAUUAGCACGGAACAGAAGACUGACUCUUGCUCAUAAAAUAUUCUCAAAUAUUUUGAUA